AUGGCGGCGGUAUAUCUGUUUAGGGGAGACGAAGGCAGCCGCUUAUCUUAUGGACCUGAGGACGAAUUUAAAGGGGAUAAGAUUGAUGAAGAAGAACAUCUGCAAGAUGACGGCCUUUCCCUGGAUGGUCAAGAUGCAGACUAUCUUUUCAAUGAUGACGAGGACGCAAGAGAUCGUUAUAGCUGCCAAAACUCUCCACUCAGCAACGGCACUAACCCAGACGCUGGGUACGCCUCUCCACUCAGCACCACCAGUGAUCAACUGGUGGACCCUAAGACCACAUCCUCCUUCAAUGAUCAGGACAAGGUAAAGGAGAAGAUAGUGGAGAGCACAGAGUCCAUCAAUGGCCUCUCACUACAGGACAGUCUGGCACAAAUGAAAGCCGUCUAUGCAAACCUGAUUUCUGAUGCCUCCUGGUCCAGCAUUGCUCUGGACAUGCUUAAAAGUAAACAAGGGAACAAUUACACAGCUAGCAAUGGCAAUGGGAGCAAUCACAAAGGGAGCAAUGGGUUCCUUAGCAGUCACAGUCCAGGCAACAUCCAUUUGAAGAGCAGAUGUAGCACUAGCAACGCCUCAGCUACUACUAAUAUUACCACCAGCAGUACUACCACCAGAACGGUGUCAAGCAACAGCAACAGUGGCACCAGUGUAAGCUCUGGUAGCACAGGAGGAUUAGCCUAUGACUGGCACCAGGCAGCGUUGGCCAAAACUCUACAGCAUACCCCAUACCAACUCCUUCCUGAGCCAAGCCUUUUUAGCACCGUGCAGCUUUACAGGCAAAACAAUAAGCUCUAUGGCCCUGUGUUCACGGGUGCCAGCAAGUUCAGGUGCAAGGACUGUAGUGCAGCCUAUGACACUUUGGUUGGCCUGACGGUUCAUAUGAAUGAGACGGGCCACUACCGUGAUGACAAUAAGGAUACAGAGGAUGAUCGAAGCAAGAAGUGGUCCAAGCCACGUAAGCGUUCUCUGAUGGAGAUGGAGGGUAAAGAAGAUGCCCAGAAAGUUCUUAAAUGCAUGUACUGUGGUCAUUCUUUCGAAUCCUUGCAAGACCUCAGUGUUCAUAUGAUCAAAACAAAACACUAUCAGAAAGUGCCUCUAAAAGAACCAAUGCCAGCCCUCACCUCAAAGCUGGUGCCCCCAACCAAAAAAAGAGCAUUUCAAGACUUGAUGUCCCCGAGCUCGCCAGAGUCUGUCUCAUCUGGCAUACUCCUGGGAGAGUCUCCCAAAGACCAAAAAGUGGCCAAUCCUUACGUCACUCCAAACAAUCGAUAUGGUUACCAAAAUGGUGCCAGUUAUACUUGGCAGUUUGAGGCACGCAAGGCACAAAUUCUGAAAUGCAUGGAAUGUGGCAGUUCACAUGACACCUUGCAACAACUGACAGCCCAUAUGAUGGUCACAGGGCACUUUCUCAAAGUAACCAAUUCAGCCUCUAAAAAAGGUAAGCAAUUAGUUUUUGAUCCUGUAGUUGAGGAGAAAAUUCAGUCAAUUCCUCUGCCACCAACUACCACACGACUCCCAGCACACAAUGGGAAGUCACAGCCCGAGUCACCGAUGCAGCCCCAUAGCCCUGAGGAGGAAAACGAAGAUAAGAAAGAUGAAGAGGCAGUGGAAGAGAAAAUGGAAGCUAGGGAACCAGAGAGAAAAAAAAUUAAAGAGGAGAAAGAAGACCCUACUGAAAAAUCUGAUAAACAUGGAAAGGCCAGAUCUUACCAAUAUCUGAGAGAAGAAGACUUGGAAGAGGCCCCUAAAGGUGGCUUGGACAUCCUAAAGUCUUUAGAGAAUACAGUUUCAAGUGCAAUCAGUAAGGCCCAAACAGGUGCACCAACCUGGGGUGGAUACCCCAGCAUUCAUGCUGCCUAUCAACUCCAUGGAUCCUUGAAGUCUAGCUUGACUUCAUGUGCACAGGUUCAACCUUUGUUCAGCAGCAACAGUUUGAAGGUACUGUCCUCUGAUUUAGGCACUCUGAUCCAUUCACCAAAUAGCCCCUCUCCGCCUCCAAGUCACAAGAGCAAUGUGCUGGCCAUGGAGGAGCUAGUUGAGAAAGUGACAGGGAAAACUUCAGUAAAGCAUGAAAAAGAGGAAAAACCUGUAGAGAGUAAGUGCAGGUCUGCAAAGUCUCCAUUGCCAAAGGACAAACAGGCUUCAUCCAAUCCAGAAAAUCUCUUAAAGGCAGUGAAGAAUACUGCAGUAGAGAACCAGACUGAGAUGAGAGGAAAAGAAGGAGAGCAAAUAGAGAGUAAAGUAGAAACACGGAUAAAGAGUGAAGUUGAUUCACCAAAAAGGCCUGUAAGCAAUGGCUGCAAUAACCUGAGCAUCAUCACUGAUCACUCGCCUGAACAACCACUUGUCAACCCUCUCAGUGCUUUGCAGUCUAUCAUGAACAACCACUUGGGAAAAGCUGCAAAAGUUGCCACCCCUUUCAUAGACCCCUUUGCAAUGCUUUAUAAGAUGAACAGCAACUCCGCUCAGAUGAAGUCAGCAGAGCCUGUGAGUCAGAACCAUGAUGAUGAUGAUCAGCCCAUGGACUUGACAAAAUCCAAAAACACUAAUGGAAGUACACCUAAGGGUAUUUCUACACCAAACAACAAUGACAGUGUAAAUAACAGCAAACCAGUUUUCAAAAAUUUCUCACAGUCUUCAUCUCCACCUCUGCGGGAGAAUGCUUUGAUGGAUAUUUCAGACAUGGUAAAAAACCUGACAGGCCGUUUGACACCAAAGUCUACGACCCCUUCUUCCAUCUCUGAAAAAUCAGACAUUGAUGGCUGUACUUUCGAGGACAGCUUGGAGGAGCUAUCUCCCAUCCAAAGACGGAAAGGCAGACAGUCAAACUGGAAUCCACAGCACCUCCUGAUACUCCAGGCCCAGUUUGUCUCUAGUCUUCAGGAGACUCCUGAUGGAAAGUUUGUCAUUAGUGAUUUGGGACCUCAGGAAAGGGUCCACAUCUGUAAAUUCACUGGUCUAUCCAUGACUACUAUCUCACAUUGGCUGGCCAAUGUAAAAUACCAGUUAAAGCGGACAGGGGGCACAAAGUUCCUAAAAAAUAUUGACUCUGGCCAACCUCUGUUUUUGUGCAGUGACUGUGCUUCCCAGUUCAGGACUCCCUCCUCCUACAUUAACCAUUUGGAGUCCCACCUAGGGUUUACGCUCAAGGACCUCUCAAAGCUUUCCAUAGAUUUAAUAGAGCAGCAAGCUGUCAGAAUAGAGGAAAAGACUUUCCGUUCUUCUGGACUUACAGAUGAUGACACUGGCUCAAUAUUUCAGUGCAAACUGUGCAAUCGGACAUUUGUGAGCAAACAUGCAAUCAAAUUGCACCUUUGCAAAACACAUGGAAAGUCACCAGAGGACCAUCUUAUCUUUGUGAAAGAGUUGGAAAAGUUUGACAAACAAUGAAGAUAAAGCUGAUAGCAAGAUUACUGUUGCACUAUAACUCUAAGCUCCAAUCUGUCAAAACAGAUAGUGCCACAACUGUAUUAAGCAUUGUUACAACACAUAUUGUAAUGAAAACAUGGUAGCUUUAAUACCACAUACUGUAAUUAUUCAGUUACCCAUAAAUAUCAGGGCCUUGCAGAGGCUCCAAGCUGUUGGAAAAGUUGAAAUUUUGGUGACAGAAAUGUACCAAAUUGGUGCAGCAGCCAUGGCACUAUGUAGUCACUGACCGAUUGUUGCUUUCCUAAUGCACUGCAUCUUAUCUGAGCCUUUGGGAAAAGUCCAUCUGUUGUUUUAAAACUGGACCAUGCUCUUAAUUUUGAUCACUGUUUUUGAAUGAUUUUUUUUUUUAGAUAAAUAUAUUUCAACACAACUUGCAUAUUAUUUAUGAGACAGUUUGUGCAUGUUUUUAUGUAAAUCAGUGAGCAUAUUGUGUCUAAUGAUAUUUCAACCAUGAUGAGAAAACUGAUAUCCCUGUUUAACAAAUUGCGGAUAUAGAUGUUUAUAUGAAGGUGUAUGGUUAUUAAAGUAGCCAUGUGAAAGAUGAUGAUAAGAUGAUUUCAGCACUUUAAGGAAGUGUAAAUUGAUGAAGAAAUGUAUGAGUAAAAAUGACAACACAUUACCCUUUUGAGUUUUUAUUCCCUUGAUCAGUGUGACAAUUUGGGGGACUGACUAUAAUAUUGUUUUGUAUUUGCCAUUAAGUUACAUAAAUUCUUACAAAAUGUUUAGAAUAUUUGUUUCCCUAGUAAAAUAUAAUUUCCUGGUUGUUUCAACAUGUACAGUAUUUGCGUUAGUAGGCUACCAAUUUUAUUAUUGUGAAGCUGCAGUUGUAAAAUUAAUGAAGUUUAAAACUUAUUGUAUGAAUAAUCAGCAAGUAUGUAUACAUGUAUGUCAGCAUAUCUUGCUCUUUACAGUUCAACAUUAUUUGUACUGUGUGCAUUUUUAUAAUGUUAUUUUCUAGACAAAUAUGGGGGAAAUGUAUAAAACUACAGAAUAUUGUCGGACCACAAUGUCCUUUUUCAGUGAAAACUAGGUCCUUCAAUGUGGUUUACAUAAAAUGACAGAACUUUACUGGCAUCUGCUCCGAUGCAUGGUACUGUAAAUAACUUUGAAAAAAAAAUUAACUCUCACCCAAUGAUAGAUUUCCAGGUUUUAUCAUCAACCUAAUUAUUCAAAAUGGCAUUCUUUUAUCCUCAGUUGUAAAAUAAACUCCAUG
Morone saxatilis (striped sea-bass) is the source of this 4642-nucleotide messenger RNA. RefSeq names its product teashirt zinc finger homeobox 1 (gene tshz1). Gene Ontology annotation, biological process: regulation of transcription by RNA polymerase II. Gene Ontology annotation, cellular component: nucleus. The record is from RefSeq and is a predicted model, not a curated record. Lineage: Eukaryota; Metazoa; Chordata; Actinopteri; Moronidae. The coding region runs from base 1 to 3390 and encodes 1129 amino acids. Gene Ontology annotation, molecular function: DNA binding; DNA-binding transcription factor activity, RNA polymerase II-specific. The transcript has 2 exons.